AUGAGUUCUCUCAAUAGCGAAUCAACUCAGACUUUUAGCGACUCUGCUGAUCUGCAGCGGCGCAUAGACCAGAUCAAGGCAGAAUACCGAGAGAACAGCCAAUUGGCUGAGCAGAGUGAGACCUGCACGGCAACGAGUGCAACAACAUUACCAACUCCUGGCAGUCUUGAGCUCACCGAAAUCAUCGAGGCCUUUUCCAACGCAUCCCUCGCCUCGUUGCCUGAUGCUCGUCUUAUUUUUGCCUGCUGCCGCCAACCGCGCAACACUGACUCUGCUAUGAUUCCUUUGCCGCACAAAGUUGGCGGGUGGAACAUGGUCGGUGUGAUACAGCGCACGCACGACGUGAACUUCACUCUGUGUGUUCCUCUCAACGACCCUCCCUGCGACCCGAGACCUACGCGGUCCAUACCUUUACAAGUUCGAUGCAGUGUUUACUACGAUCCUGCCGACGACAGCUGCGUUCUGGUCAACAAAUCGUGUGUAGAUUUCUAUCUCACCAGCUUAUGCUCUCCAACGAGCCGCCGGCGCCUAUCGUAUGACCAGACCGAGGUGAUCAAGCCCGGUAUGUGGAGAAUUUCGGCGGAGGUCAAAAACCUCACGACUGAGCAACAUCUCGUCGACUUCUUGAUGCAGCGGAGGCAAUUCACCAUCACUUUACUUGAAGGCCUGCCUAGCUAUUCAGCUACCGCCAAGCGCCUUGCCUCCGGCGAGGAGCAACAUGGUGCAAAGCGACGAAGACGGGAGAGGGCCGUGGCAGAAGUUGUUCUUGCCACUUCCACGGACUUACCACACAAAUCAACUGACGCCGCCGUUACCGAAGUUGCUAAAGGCCUCGGUCCCGCCAUUCCAACCUCGCGGAAGAUUGCUCGAGCGGGCGGUACACCACUUCUAGACCUCUCGGAUGGAGGAGUUGCCGUCGUCCGUUCUAAGCAGGUCAAGGACGACGAGGUCAGUUAUCUGCCCCUGGACAGAGAGGCCGGCGGGAUUUCUCGAUGCGGCAAUCAGACCACCUACAGAUUUCAUCGGCUUGAGCGAAUCGCUGAUACGCUGUCUGCCAGUCUCUUCACUGGCCGCCACUCGGCAUUAUCGGAAAAGGUUGUGGCGAAGGUGAUCAGGUACAAAGGCAAGACGGCCGAAGACCUGAUAAAAUGCGCAUCGAUCUGGAAACGAGAAAAGUCGUUCCUGGAAAAGCUACAUCACCCAAACAUAAUCUCCCUGAAGGCCUUCGACGGCCGCGUCUUUGCCAUGCUUGUCGAGCAGCUUCCCCCGCCCCUCCACCGCGGGUUUAGUUCGCCUUUCAAGACAAGCGACGCUCAAAGAAUACUCCAGGGCACGUCAUCCGCCUUCGCCUAUCUUGCGGACCAACGGGUCAUCCACAAUGACAUCAAACCAGCUAAUAUCGCCUAUUCGCCUGAGCGCGGCGCUGUUCUUCUCGAUUUCGGACUAGCUACGACGAUCGAUGAGAAGGAGCUGCCCGGUGGUACCCCUUGGUAUGUCCCGCCUGAUCUUAUUGUGCAACGGACACGAGGGGCCCCAGGCGACGUGUGGGCCUUGGGUGUCACAAUGCUCUAUGUGCUGGGAAGUAUUACUCUUCCGGAGAAGACAACAAGAGGUUGGCUCAUCCGUAACGUGACAAAUCGACAUGGGGAAGCUCGUGAGCGCUUGCUAGGCUGGCUCGAUAAUGUCGCUCGCGCUAGGGCCAAAUUAGAUCGGACCGAUAUGCUGGAAUCUACCGUUUUCCGGAUGCUCGAGCCCGGAAUCGAUUCUAGAAUCCAUGCCACACAGAUCGCAGCCAGCCUUGAGGAUUUGAAAGUAACCUUGGGCAGCAAACCUCACUUCUCAAACUUGCAACCGCACUCGGUCAGGGACAAGGAGAAACCAUCUGAGAAGGGGGAUCGCACAAAAAGGAAAGCUCGGCGGACAACUUCUGACUAG
This is a messenger RNA of Colletotrichum acutatum, 1935 nucleotides long. Its product is annotated as kinase-like domain-containing protein. NCBI's taxonomy places the organism in Eukaryota, Fungi, Ascomycota, Sordariomycetes, Glomerellales, Glomerellaceae. Gene Ontology annotation, cellular component: cytoplasm; nucleus. Gene Ontology annotation, biological process: protein phosphorylation; mitotic DNA damage checkpoint signaling. The record is from RefSeq and is a predicted model, not a curated record. The coding region runs from base 1 to 1935 and encodes 644 amino acids. Gene Ontology annotation, molecular function: ATP binding; protein serine/threonine kinase activity. The transcript is spliced from 2 exons.